Apiotrichum porosum is the source of this 699-nucleotide messenger RNA. RefSeq lists its product as uncharacterized. The record is from RefSeq and is a predicted model, not a curated record. The transcript is spliced from 5 exons. The coding region runs from base 1 to 699 and encodes 232 amino acids. Lineage: Eukaryota; Fungi; Basidiomycota; Tremellomycetes; Trichosporonales; Trichosporonaceae.
AUGCUCGCUGUCUCGGCCCUCCUCAUCUCCGCCGUCGCCGUCGUCGCGACCCCCAUGUCCGGCGACAACAUCAUCGCCGCGCGUACCAUCCAGAUGCGCCAGAGCCUGUCGGAGUCCAUUCCCGCUGCUUGCACGGCCGAGUGCACGACCCUCGAGACCAUCUACAACGGCUGCAUGAGCGGAGACACCGCUACCUGCCUCACCAUCUGCUCCGGUGACAACCUCAGCAACGUCGAGUCGUGCCUGACUUGCGUCGCCAACGCCGACGGCCUCUCCGCCGCCACGGUCGAGACGAUCCUCAGCUCCUUUGACGAGACCUGCGCGGCUGCUGGCACCGGGCUUCCUUCGUUCACCCUCACCGGCAUCACUGCGACUGGUGCUUCGGAGGCCACUGGCGCUGUCACCAUCGAUGACCUUACCGGCAUUGCUACGGCCAGCGACAGCGUGUCGGACGUGAGCUCGGCCACUGAUGCUGUCGGCGUUGCGGGCGUCGCCACCGCGGCCUCGGAGACCUCUGUCGCGGCCGGAACGACCGCAAAGGCUGCCGCUACGACUGCAAAGGCUACGGCCACUGGCAGCAGUGGCGCGUCGACUGCUGCCUCGGCCUCCACCACCGCUGCUGCCAAGAGCGCUGGCUUCUCGGCCAGCUCCAUCUCGCUCGGUGCCGUCGGUAUCGCCCUCGCCGCCUACUUCCUCUGA